AUGGAAGUAGCUUGUACAAAGGAUGGAAUAUACAUGUCUCAAAGGAAAUACACCCUAGUCUUACUCCAAGAAACCAGAAUGCUUGGGUGUAAGGCUGCAAACACUCCUAUGGAAUCGAUAAGCAGAUGCUGCUCCGAAUUAAAUCCUCAAGCUAACAAAGAGAGAUACCAAAGUCUAGUUGGGAAAUUAAUCUACUUAACUCAUAUUCGUCUAGAUAUUGGAUUCAUCGUGAGCAUGACAAGUCGCUACAUGUCAAGUCCUACUGAAGCUCACAUGAAAGUUGUGAACAAGACUCUACAAUACCUUAAAGGUACACCGGGUAGAGGUCAUUUCAAGAAAAACUCAAAUAGGGAUAUUGAAGUAUACACUGACUCAGAUUGGGCUAGUUGUAUAUCAGACGAAAAUUCAACUACUGUUUAUUGCUCUUUUGUGGGGGGAAACAUGGUUUCUUGGAGAAGUAGUGCAGAAGCUGGAUUUGGGGUCAUGACACAACUGAAGAAGAUAUUGGAUGAAAUUAGAAUUCAAACCAAUUACAUCAUAAGUUUAUGUUGUAACAACAAAGCUGGCAUCGACAUUGCAAAGAAUCUAGUUCACCAUGAUAGAACCAAACACGUGGAAAUUGACUGA
This is a messenger RNA of Vicia villosa (hairy vetch), 627 nucleotides long. RefSeq lists its product as uncharacterized. The coding region runs from base 1 to 627 and encodes 208 amino acids. Lineage: Eukaryota; Viridiplantae; Streptophyta; Magnoliopsida; Fabales; Fabaceae. The transcript has a single exon. The record is from RefSeq and is a predicted model, not a curated record.